This is a messenger RNA of Neoarius graeffei (lesser salmon catfish), 6112 nucleotides long. RefSeq names its product adenylate cyclase 3a (gene adcy3a). The record is from RefSeq and is a predicted model, not a curated record. The transcript has 20 exons. Gene Ontology annotation, molecular function: adenylate cyclase activity. Gene Ontology annotation, cellular component: plasma membrane. The coding region runs from base 176 to 3529 and encodes 1117 amino acids. Gene Ontology annotation, biological process: cAMP biosynthetic process; adenylate cyclase-activating G protein-coupled receptor signaling pathway; intracellular signal transduction. Lineage: Eukaryota; Metazoa; Chordata; Actinopteri; Siluriformes; Ariidae.
GGAGCCCACACUGAAUCCAGUCAUCAGAUGGAACUCUCAGGUCGAAAACUUGUUUAACAUGGGAGUUAAGAGGGCACCAGGCAAGCCAGCACAAUAUACUGAUGUACUUUUUAAGAACUGCUUGUUUAAGGGACAAUAAGGAUCUGUUUUUCAUUCUUCACGUAACCUUUUCAAAAUGCCUCGGAACCGACCCUUCUCCGAGCCAGAGUACUCUGCUGAGUAUUCAGCAGACUGCUCGGUCACGUUGCCCUCUGAUCCGGGCCAAGCAGUGGGAAGAACCCAUGAGGUCACCGUGCGUAACUCAGGCUGCUGUUUGUGUCUCCCUCGGUUCAUGCGUCUUACAUUUACCCCAGACUCACUGGAAAACCUCUACCAGACCUAUUUUCGGAGGCAGCGGCAUGAAACCCUGCUGGUAUUGGUGGUCUUUGCAGCCCUCUUUGACUGCUAUGUGAUUGUGAUGUGUGCUGUGGUCUAUACCAGUGAUAAGCUGGCAUCUGUGGCUGUGGCGUGUGUAGCAUUGGCUGUGGACAUCGUGCUCUACCUACUGUGCCGCUUCGGACUUCUGCCUGAGCGCAUCUCUCGCCGGCUGGUGCCCUAUGCCCUAUGGGUGCUCAUAGAUGCCCACAUUUUCUGUUAUCUAGGACUGAACUUUGCUCGCUUCCACCAGGCCAGUGACACAGUAGGUUGGCAGGCCUUCUUCAGCUUCUCCUUCUUCUUGACACUGCCGUUACGACUGACACCUAUUGUGCUCAUCACAGCUGUGUCAUGCGGUGUGCACACGUUGGCGCUGGGCGUCACCAUCGCACAGCAGCAGCAGCAAGAAGACAUCCAAGGAGCUGCCCUCGGGAGACAGCUGUUGGCCAACAUCCUGAUCUACAUAUGUGCAAUUACUGUGGGGCUUAUGUCAUAUUACAUGGCUGAUCGCAAACACCGCAAGGCCUUUUUGGAGGCCAGACAGUCUCUGGAGGUGAAGCUGAAUUUAGAGGAACAGAGUCAGCAGCAGCAACGUCUACUGCUGUCCAUUCUGCCAAAGCACAUAGCAGAUGAGAUGCUUCAAGACAUGAAAAAAGAGGCCAGUCAGAAAGAGAUGCAGCAGUUCAACACUAUGUACAUGUAUCGCCAUGAAAAUGUUAGUAUUCUGUUUGCAGACAUUGUGGGAUUCACCCAGCUCUCUUCUUCCUGUAGUGCACAGGAGCUAGUCAAGCUGCUCAAUGAGCUGUUUGCCCGCUUUGACAAACUAGCUGCUAAAUAUCACCAACUGAGGAUUAAGAUCCUUGGGGACUGUUACUACUGUAUCUGUGGCCUCCCAGAUUACCGAGAAGACCACGCAGCCUGCUCCAUAAUGAUGGGAUUGGCUAUGGUGGAAGCAAUUUCCUAUGUUCGAGAGAAGACGCAGACAGAUGUUGACAUGCGUGUUGGGGUGCAUUCUGGGACAGUUCUUGGCGGGGUGCUGGGACAGAAGCGCUGGCAGUAUGAUGUCUGGUCCACAGAUGUCACAGUGGCCAACAAAAUGGAGGCUGGAGGUAUACCUGGGCGAGUACACAUCUCUCAGAGCACACUGGAGUGUCUUCAUGGUGAAUUUGAUGUCGAGCCAGGAAAUGGAGGUGACCGCUGUGAAUACCUGAGGGAGAGAGGCAUUGAGACUUACCUGGUUGUUGUUCCCAAAGGACCAGUGAGCAAGAACGGCAUCAAUGGAGUAAAGCUGUCGGUGACUUCAUCUAAUGGGAAUUCUCCUCUGUUGAUCAACACUACAGAAUGUAAUGGCAGUGUACACACAGGCUGCACCACACCUGAAGAACCAGAAGAGCUGGACACACGGGUGGUGAAUCCCUCAUUCCCAAACCCUCGGCGGCGGCUUCGUUUGCGAGACCUGGCUGAGAGAGUUAUUGAUGCUCAGGAAAAUGAGCAGGAGCUAAAUAAACUUCUGAAUGAAGCAUUGCUAGAAAGAGAGACAGUGCAGGCAUUAAAGGGGAAGUACACAAACCGCCUUUCACUGCGCUUUGUGAAUCCUGAGCUGGAGACACGUUUCUCAGUCGAAAAGGAGAAGCAGAGUGGAGCCGCCUUCAGCUGUUCCUGUGUAGUGCUGCUUUUUACAGCAGCAAUUGAGGCACUUAUAGAUCCUCUGUUGAUAGCUAACUAUGUGACUCUAGCUGUGGGGGAAGUGCUGCUGCUCAUUCUCACCAUCUGCUCCCUGGCAGCCAUUUUCCCACGGGUAUUUCCGAAGAGACUGGUAUCAUUCUCUACAUGGAUUGACCACACACGUUGGGCUCGCAACACUUGGGCCAUGGCAGCCAUAUUCAUCCUCACAUUGGCUGACAUAAUAGACAUGCUAAGCUGCCAGCCUCCACAGUCUGUUGGGGACGUUUCUCCAGCCCCGAGUGGACUACGAGGUUGUCUGGAGAACCCCAAAUAUUACAGCUACAUUGCUGUAUUAGCGCUGAUUGCUACUACCAUGCUAGUACAGGUCAGCCACAUGGUGAAGCUUACUCUGAUGCUACUGAUCACAGUAGCCUCGGGAAUCGUCAACAUUUACAGCUGGAGGGACAUCUUUGACCUUUAUGAUCUAACCCACUAUAAUAAGUACAGAAUAUACCUCGUGCCAUCCAAAUAUACAAUGACUGUGAUGAUCUUCAUAAUGAUGGUCAGCUUCUACUACUUUGCACGACAUGUGGAGAAACUGGCUCGCACGCUGUUCCUGUGGAAAAUUGAGGUACAUGAACAGAAGGAGAAGGUAUAUGAGAUGAGGCGCUGGAACGAGGCUCUGGUCACGAACAUGCUCCCAGAGCAUGUUGCCCGCCAUUUUCUAGGCUCCAAAAAGAGGGAUGAGGAACUGUACAGCCAGUCCUAUGAUGAGAUUGGGGUCAUGUUCGCCUCUAUCCCGAAUUUCUCUGACUUCUACACAGAGGAGAGCAUCAACAAUGGGGGUAUUGAGUGUCUGAGGUUCCUCAAUGAAAUUAUCUCUGACUUUGAUAGUCUUCUGGAUGAGCCUCAGUUUCGCUGUAUAACCAAGAUUAAGACUAUCGGCAGUACUUACAUGGCAGCGUCAGGAGUCACUCCUGACACCAACGCUAACGGCUAUGCUUGCAUGAAGCAAAAGGAGGAAUUGUCUGAUAGAGAGCGCUGGCAGCAUUUGGCAGAUCUGGCGGAUUUUGCUUUGGCCAUGAAAGUUACUCUGAUGAACAUUAAUUAUCAGUCGUUUAACAACUUCAUGCUUCGCAUUGGGUUGAAUAAGGGUGCUGUUCUUGCUGGAGUCAUAGGGGCUCGGAAGCCACAUUUUGACAUCUGGGGCAACACUGUUAAUGUGGCUAGUCGCAUGGAGUCUACAGGAGUGAUGGGAAACAUUCAGGUGGUGGAAGACUGCUAUAACAUCCUGAAGGACUACGGCUUCCGUUUUGUGAGAAGGGGACCUAUCUUUGUUAAAGGGAAGGGGGAGCUGCUGACUUAUUUUCUAAAAGGACGAGAAAAACAGGGUUCCUUCAUCAAUGGCUCCUCUGUCACACUGCCUCAUCAGGUGGUGGACAGCUCUUGACCUACCUGCACAUAAAACCAACAAAUACAAAACUUCAAGUAAACAUUCGCCCACCUGGUGUAUGUAACAUAGCAAGUAAGACCUAUUGAAGGGGAAUUUCAUAGAUUUUCAAAAAUCUAUCAUAAUUCACUUGGUUUCAGGUUAAGUCAUGCAGAAGAGAAGAGAUUCCUAACAUUUGUGAUGGGAAACUGGGGUCGUUGUCUCAACUUCAUACACAACGAGUCCUUUAAUAAGUGGCUUUGUGAAAUGCAAAUUGGGCACAAAAGAAUAUUUAUUGUACCUGCACAUCAAAUUCCGUCUGCCCUGGGCUGUUCUCUUUCUCUAUCAGUGUUCUUUAGUCUUCCUCAUUCUUGUGCGACUCUCUUUGUAAGGCUACUGCAAUUCUUCAUCUGCAUUUAUCGGUGAAAACUGAUGCAGCAUUUGGAUAUUUAAAAAUAUCAUCCUAUGAUGCCAUUUUUGAUAGUAAGCAGGCUAAACGUAAACAAAAAUAGUGGAAUACUGCAACUGUUACAUGUGUUGACUGGCGAUAGCUACACUCAAAAAAAUAACUUGCAAAUAACUUGCUCAGUGAACAUAAUAAAAUUAUGGAAAGUAUUUCCACCCAAGUAAAAUGCGUUAACUUAGCCAGAAACAAUUUUGUUGAGUGACCUAAAUGUCAACCGUGAGAUGUUAGACUUAGGUUCAUGUAACAAACACCCAUGUUGGUUUUUUUGAGUGUACAGGCUGUAUUAACAGCAGAAAUGCCUGUCAUAGUAUGGGAGUUGGGCUUGCAUGCGCUAGACAAGAUUUGGAAUGAGAAAAACACACAGAAGUAUCUUCAAGGUGGCACGGUGGUGCAGUGAUUAGCGCUGUCGCCUCACAGCAAAAAGCUUCCGGGUUUGAACCUCGUGGCCGACGGGGGCUUUUCUGUGUUGUGUUUGCAUGUUCUCCCCGUGUCUGUGUGGGUUUCCUCUGGGUGUUCUGGUUUCCCCCACAGUUCAAAGACAUGCAGAUUAGGUAAAAAUACCCAUCCAGUGGGUUUGCACAAGCUAGGGCAUACUUAGUGCUGGUCCCAAGCCCGGAUAGAAUGGGGAGGGUUGUGUCAGGAAGGGCAAAUCAAAGAGAUUAAAAAUGAGUUGGGGCUUCACCCUGUAUUCCUCCCCUGUCAUGAACUAUGUGAGUAAUAAAAGUAACCAAAAGAUACUAGUUUACACAAAACAAAUAAAUAAGGCCAAAGCCUUCUCAUUGUGCAUCAGCCAUGUAUUUGAAUCAUCCUGUGUACAGAAGGUGGGUACAAGAGGCUUUUCGCACUUCAAACUGCUGGUUCCUAUUACUGCCACUGUAAAUACUUCUGAAUGAAUGGCACAUAUUUCAUCAAAUAAUCCACCUAACUUUAUUUAGUUCUUAAAGAUAGAAUUUGGUAGAAAUCUGAAGUAUCUGUGGAAUUCCCCUUAAAAUAUUGUGUUGCAUGUUAAAAGGGAGGGACAUCACAGAAAUGGGGUGCAAAAUGAGAUUCUGGUCACUCAGGAGAAAUAUAGGGUACUGUACUUGGAUCAUUUAAAUAAUGACUCUGGAUGGACGGAAGGAAGAAUGAAUGAAUUUCCAAAAAUAAUCUAUCUGCUGAAUCAGUAAAAUUAUUGUUUGAGUACAACACAGAGUACUAACAGUAGAUUUAGUGACCCAGUGGAUAAAGUCAAGAUUGUACAUGACACACAGUGCUUUUACAGUUGACUUUUAAACUGAUGUACUAUAGGUUAUUGUUAAAAAUUCUGUUGUACACCUGAGAUUUCUUUCUUGUUAAUCGAAGAGCAAAUUUUAACGCGUAUAAAGGGAUGCACACUGGCGCUGUCUGCCAUUAUGUGUGUGCAGAUGCAUGCACGCAGAAUUGUGUGUGUUCUUGCCUGCUGUUCUGAACAUCUUUUUAUCUGCCUACCCCCUUUUAUUUCUGUGGCUUUGGACUCUACAGCCCUUUACAGUCAACCCGUUUUUCUACCCUGUUGAAAGUGUUUUAGUGUGCCAUACAAGAAGUGCCAUAACAUAAUUAUAUGUCCUGUAUAUAUGCUCCUCUGGGGUGAUCGACGUGUCACUGUGAGCAGGUGAAAUGCAAGUGUGUAUGUACAGUAUGCAUGCACGAGAUGAAAAUGCAGCUGGGUUCAAGAGAUUUUUUUGACAGUAUUGGAGAUACGGAUGCUUCCCAGAUCUCUGAUUAUAUUCCCCUCAAAGACUUUCCUAAAAUACUAGAUGAAUGUGCAAUAGUUUAUUCUUUUACAAUGUUCUGUUCUCCAAUACCCUUUGCAAAAACAUUCUCUACCCAGUAAGUCAUAUUUUUAUAUUGUAUAUGUUUCAUUCAAAAGAGUAUUGUGCAGUUUUUUCAGGUACAAGACCGAGGUGGUGUGCCUGGCAACAAUUUCCUGUUAAUUUAUUGCAGAUAUCAGGGAUAUUGAAUGAGAAACCACAGACAGAAUUGCAAUUGUUGUUUCUGAAUUGUUGUAAUGGGAAUGUUAUGGACAUUUUUUUUUCCUGGCCUGAUGCAGGAUUUUACUGAAAAAUAUUUUUUUUAUUUUUAUUUCCUAGGACAUGGGAAUAAAAUGGCACUUUGAAUGA